AUGGCCGAGCCGCUGCUCAGGAAAACCUUCUCCCGCCUGCGGGGCCGGGAGAAACUGCCCCGGAAAAAGUCAGACGCGAAGGAGCGCGGUCGUCCAGCCCAGCCCGUAGAGCCCAGCAUCCCCGAGCCAGAGCCCCAGGCCCCAGAAGGGUGCCCGGUGGGUGCAGAGGGGCCCCCCAGCCCCGAGGCCUCUCGGAGCCCCGCGCGGGGGGCCUACCUGCAGAGCCUGGAGUCCAGCAGCCGCCGCUGGGUGCUGGGCGGGGCAAAGCCUCAGGAGGAAGCCGCGCUGGGGCUCGGGGUGCCGAGCAGCGGGGAGCCGGCCGGCGAGAUCUGGUACAACCCCAUCCCCGAGGAAGACCCUCGGCCGCCGGCGCGCGUGGGGAAGCAGCCAGGCGCGGGGGAGCUGGACGGCGAGCACCCGCCGCCGCCCCCGGCCAAGGCCUCGCGCACCAAGUCCCCAGGCCCCGCGCGGCGCCUGUCCCUGAAAAUGAAGAAACUGCCGGAGCUGCGCCGCCGCCUGAGCUUGCGGGGCCCCCGGGGCGGCCGCGAGCGCGACAGGGCUGCCCCCGCGGGCUCGGUCAUCAGCCGCUACCACCUGGACAGCAGCGUGGGGGCCCCUGGGCGCGCAGCAGGGACCGGGGUCGCGCGGGGGCCCCGGGCCGGCUAUCUGAGCGACGGCGACUCGCCUGAGCGUGCGGCAGGGCCCCCGUCACCCACCGCCUUCCGGCCCUACGAAGCGGGCCCUGCGGCCCGCGCGCCCCCGCCCGCGCUCUGGGGCCGUCUGAGCCUGCACCUGUACGGGCUCGGGGGGCUGCGGCUGGCACCCGGAGCGCCCCCGCGGGAUCUCUGUUGCCUUCUGCAGGUGGACGGGGUGGCCCGGGCGCGCACGGGGCCGCUGCGCGGCGGUCCGGAUUUCCUACGGCUGGACCAUACUUUCCACCUGGAGCUCGAGGCCUCCCGGCUUCUGCGGGCGCUGGUGCUGGCCUGGGACCCUGGCGUGCGGCGGCACCGGCCCUGUGCCCAGGGGACCGUGCUGCUGCCCAUGGUAUUCCGCGGGUGCCAGGCCCAGCAGCUGGCCGUUCGCCUGGAGCCCCAGGGGCUGCUGUAUGCGAAGCUGACCCUGUCAGAGCAGCAGGAAGCCCCAGGCACAGCUGAGCCCCGCGUCUUUGGGCUGCCUCUGCCCCUGUUGGUGGAGCGGGAGCAGCCUCCUGGCCAGGUGCCCCUCAUCAUCCAGAAGUGCGUGGGGCAGAUCGAGCGCCGUGGGCUGCGGGUCGUGGGGCUGUACCGUCUGUGUGGCUCAGCGGCAGUGAAAAAAGAGCUACGGGAUGCCUUUGAGCGAGACAGUGCAGCUGUCUGCCUCUCCGAGGACCUGUACCCCGAUAUCAAUGUCAUUACUGGCAUCCUCAAGGAUUAUCUUCGGGAGUUGCCCACCCCGCUCAUCACCCAGCCCCUCUAUCAGGUGGUGCUGGAGGCCAUGGCCCGGGGGCCCGCAGCCCGGGCUCCCCCCAGUCCUGAGGGCACCAGAGGACUCCUCAGCUGCCUGCCAGAUGUGGAGAGGGCCACGCUGACACUUCUCCUGGAUCACCUGCGCCUGGUCUCCUCCUUCCACACCCACAACCGCAUGACGACGCAGAACUUGGCCGUGUGCUUCGGACCAGUGCUGCUGCCCGGGCGCCAGGGGCCCUCCCGGCCGCGCGUCCGUGGCUCCGGCCCGGGCCUUGCCAGCGCAGUGGACUUCAAGCGCCACAUCGAGGUGCUGCAUUACCUGCUGCAGUCCUGGCCAGAUCCCCGGCGGCCCUCGGAGGCUUCGGACCUCGCUCCGUGCCUGCGGCCCAAGCGACAGCCGCCACUGCACUUGCCGCUGGCGGGCCCCGAAGUGGUGACCCGGCCCCGCGGCCGGGGAGGCCCCGAGAGCCCACCAAGCAAUCGCUACGCCGGCGACUGGAGCGUCUGCGGGCGAGACUUCCUGCCCUGUGGGCGAGACUUUCUGUCGGGGCCGGACUACGACCACGUGACGGGCAGCGACAGCGAGGACGACGACGACGAGGAGGCGGGCGGGCCGCGGGGCGCCACCGACUUCGAGGACGACUUCGAGGCGCCCUUCAACCCGCACCUGAAUUUAAAAGACUUCGACGCCCUCAUCCUGGACCUGGAGAGAGAGCUCUCCAAGCAGAUCAACGUGUGCCUCUGAGCCAGGCGGGGCGGGACCCCGGUUGCUAAGGGCCAGCCUCCUGGUUGCUAAGGCGGAGCCCUAAUCACCAAGGACCAGACCUGUUGCCAAGGCCCAAAUCCUGGUUGUUAGGGAGUUGCCAGGGGACCAGCCAGUCCCUUGCUGAAAAUCCUUCCCCAUUUC
Molecule: messenger RNA, 2352 nt
Organism: Trichechus manatus latirostris (Florida manatee)
Lineage: Eukaryota; Metazoa; Chordata; Mammalia; Sirenia; Trichechidae
Gene: SYDE1
Product: synapse defective Rho GTPase homolog 1
Exons: 7
Coding region: 1-2190 (729 amino acids)
Biological process (GO): cell migration; regulation of Ras protein signal transduction; signal transduction
Cellular component (GO): synaptic membrane
Molecular function (GO): GTPase activator activity
Source: RefSeq, a predicted model, not a curated record